CAUCGAAGCCCCGCCCAUUUGUUGUUUCCGUCUAUCCACGAUGGCGCUGCCCGUGAACAUCGGAUCACUGUUCCAAUCAGAAAUAAUAGAGGAAAAUGUCGACAAAGAUGAGGGUGUUUGUGUUUUGGGCAUAUUUGGGAAAAGCGCAAUGCAACCUGGAUCGGUAAAACAAUCUCUCAUAAACAUCUUGGCCGAUAAACACAUCUUUUCUUUCUUCGGAACCAACGAGACUGACAGCACAGGCGGGGGAUCAUCGAUCCAGGCGUAUUAUAAUCAGGAGAGCCGCGUGCUGUAUUUGAUAUUAACAUCUGUUUUUGAUAACCGCCAACUCAUUCAGGCAUGUGAGUCGUUGACGGUGGGUUUGGGUCACUCGGAAGCGUACGAGUUUUGGAAAGCGGCAGAGAAGGAUAACUCAUUGCAGUUAUUGUACCUGUUCUCACUAUGCCAUGUUCUUCUGCUGGUUCAUCCCACCUGUUCGUUUGACGUUACUUACGACAGACUGUUCCGCGCGUUGGACGCGCUGCGUCAAAAAGCUCUCCCGCUGCUGCGCGCCGCGAUCAAAGACUCGCCUGUAUCCAAAGAAUGGAAGUUGAACUGCAGGCCGUGUCCUCCGCGUCUGCUGUUCGUCUUCCAAAUGAACGGGGCGCUCAGGGUGGCAUCUUCUGGGAUCGGUGGGAAUGGCACUGAUGGUUCUGGCGUGGAUAAACCCAAAAAACACUCCCCUAGAAGGCGUCUCCAGCAUGCACUGGAAGAUCAGAUAUAUAGGAUAUUCAGAAAAAGUCGCGUACUAACCAACCAAAGUAGUAACUGUCUCUUUACUGUCCCUGCCAACCAGGCAUUUGUUUAUGUAGUGCCAGGUCCCGAUGAAGACCUGAUCGGCUCUCUGCUGGGACACCUGCGAUCCAACUGUGUUCUGCGAGAGAACGAAGGUGGCACACCUCUACCUGGUCAAAAAAGAUACCAGCAGAUGAGGCAUUCAAACAGGCAGCCUUCUUUCAAUGUGGAAAGCAGCCUGUCUUCAGGAGGACAGUUAGUGGACUGCACUUUAAAAGAGUUCCUUUGGCAGCACGUGGAGCUCGUCCUGACCAAGAAAGGCUUCGAUGACAGUGUGGGUCGCAAUCCGCAGCCAUCGCAUUUCGAGCUGCCCUCUUAUUCCAAAUGGGUCCAUGUGGCAUACAAACUUCAUCAGGUGAUGAUAGAGAACAGUAAGGAUGAAGCUGCUGAGCUCUCCCUCAAGGUGCAGGGUCAGCUUAAGGUACUCGAGGGGUUUCUCGAUGCAGAUGCCAAGUUUUCAGAGAACAGGUGCCAGAAAGCCUUGCCCCUGGCUCACAGUGCGUACCAGUCAAACCUUCCUCACAAUUACACCACCACGGUGCAUAAGAAUCAGCUGGCACAAGCGUUGCGCGUGUAUAGCCAGCAUGCAAGGGGAGUUGCCUUUCAAAGAUACGCCUUGCAGCUUCAUGAGGAUUGCUACAAAUUCUGGAGUAAUGGGCAUCAGCUUUGCGAGGAGCGAAGCCUUACAGAUCAGCACUGUGUGCACAAAUUUCAUCUGCUGCCAAAGCCAGGAGAGAAACCAGAAAUGGAUCACAAUCCACCCAUUCUAUACCACAACAGUAGGGGUCGCUCUACAAGUUCUUGUAACUGUGGCAAAAAGCAAUCUCCAAGGGAAGAUCCUUUUGACAUUCAGGCUGCCAACUAUGAUUUCUAUCAGAUGCUUGAAGAAAAAUGCUGUGGAAAGUUGGAGAGGAUAAAUUUCCCAGUGUUUCAAGCCAGCACACCCGACCCGGCACCUGCCAGUGAUGAAAUACACACACCAGUGGAUGUCCCCGUACCUCCUUCAGGAGAAGUUGAACGUCUAAAGGAAAAAGAGACGAACACGCACACACCUGGCGAGAGCACGAGUUUGAGCCUCGCUCUUAGUUUGGGUCAAUCUACUGACAGCCUUGGAACAUACGGUGAUGGAGCAGAAGGCCAGGAGAAGAGACCGAGUUUGGUAGACAGACAGCCCUCCACAGUUGAGUUUCUUCCUGGUAUGCUUCAUUCGGGAUGCCCAAAGGGACUGUUGCCUAAGUUCUCCAGUUGGUCUCUUGUUAAGCUCGGUCCUGCUAAAGCCUACAACAAUCUUACCGGUUUAGAUCAACCUGGGUUCCUCCCUGGUUCUUCCUUUCUUUUGCCAUGGGAUGUUGUUAUCAGGAGCAGAUCCGAGGAAGAUGUGGGAUCAAUUGAACCUCUAGAUGGAGGUCCAGCCUCAUGGCCGGCUCCAAAUAAAGCAUCGGCCGGAAAGCGAGGCAGCGCUGGGGGAAUAGGACGUGGCCGCAGACGGGAUGAUGUAGCUCGUGCUUUUGUUGGUUUUGAAUAUGAGGACAGCAGAGGGCGCCGCUUCCUUAGUUCUGGACCUGAUAAAGUAGUAAAAGUGCUCGGGCAAGGUGGGCCAAAGGAGCCUGCGACCAGAUGCUUGAAUUCAGACAUGCCUUUGUACCAUCCCUCUCUGCCCCAAGGGAGAGGCAUAAAGCCACACUAUGCUCAGCUGGCACGCCUUUUCAUAGUGGUUCCGGAUGCUCCUCUUGAGAUUGUCCUUAACCCACAGGUCCAGCCAGGCCCCCCUCCCUGUCCUAUCUUUCAUCCGGAGCAAGCUGAGAUUGUACUGCCCCCUGAUGGACUCUGGGUUUUACGCUUCCCAUAUGCCUACGUGACAGAUCGUGGACCCUGUUACCCUCCUAAAGAAAACCAGCCGCUUGCAAACUACAGGGUGCUGAAGGGCACUCUGCGUGCCAACACGACCACUUCAACUCCACAGUAA
Molecule: messenger RNA, 2800 nt
Organism: Paramisgurnus dabryanus
Lineage: Eukaryota; Metazoa; Chordata; Actinopteri; Cypriniformes; Cobitidae
Gene: smg8
Product: SMG8 nonsense mediated mRNA decay factor
Biological process (GO): nuclear-transcribed mRNA catabolic process, nonsense-mediated decay
Source: RefSeq, a predicted model, not a curated record